Spodoptera frugiperda (fall armyworm) is the source of this 1003-nucleotide messenger RNA. RefSeq names its product chymotrypsin-2. Gene Ontology annotation, molecular function: serine-type endopeptidase activity. Bases 77 to 892 code for a protein of 271 amino acids. Lineage: Eukaryota; Metazoa; Arthropoda; Insecta; Lepidoptera; Noctuidae. The record is from RefSeq and is a predicted model, not a curated record. The transcript is spliced from 5 exons. Gene Ontology annotation, biological process: proteolysis.
CAUAUAUAUAAGGACGAUAAUUAGGUGCUGUGCGCACAUAGGCUCUGGUUCUAACUUUAAUUGGACGUCUGGGAAAAUGUUUGCUGUUAUUUUUGCUUGUCUCUUUCUGGGAGCUUAUGGUGCCGUGCUUCACGCGCCAAUUGUCCCACCACCUCUACAGCAGGGCGGAGUAUCAUAUGAGCUGCCAUGGCCCUUCAUCAUGCCAGGAAGCAGGAUAGUGGGUGGAACAGCAGCUCCUGAAGGUCGAGUCCCGUACCAGGCGUCCUUGAGGAGUAUACUGAACGCUCACUUCUGUGGUGGAUCUAUUCUGAAUGAGAGGUGGAUUCUGACGGCUGCUCAUUGUACUGUUGGCCAAUCAAAAUACUCGAUGCUAGUAGUAGUGGGCACUACGAACCGGCUGAUUGGAGGAGACACCUACUCAGUAGACAGUAUCCUCAUCCAUGAGAAGUAUGACAGUUCUGAGAUCAAGAAUGACGUCAGCGUCAUCAAGGUCAGCAGAGAGAUCAAGUUCAGUGACGUGGUGAAGCCGAUUGAACUGCCAACUGAAGAUACUGGCGCUGGAGUAGACCUGUUCCUUAGUGGCUGGGGACGGCUUUCUUAUCCUGGCUCGCUGCCUGUUCAGCUGCAGAUGAUCAACCUGACCUCCGUGAGCGUGGAGCAAUGCCAGGCCGUCUACCAGAGCAUCAACCCAGUCUUCAGCUCACAGAUCUGUUCCCUCACCAAGUCUGGAGAAGGAGCUUGUCAUGGUGACUCCGGAGGCCCAUUGGUAGCUGAUGGCAAGGUGGUUGGCAUCGUAUCCUGGGGCAUGCCCUGCGCCCGCGGCUACCCAGACGUCUACACCAGAGUCUAUUCAUUCCUGGACUGGAUUCAACCCAAGAUUACCUUGGAAUAAUCAUUCCAGUCCGAGGUGCAAGGUGAAAAGGACUUAAAUGUAAUUAUCUUUAGGUCCUUUUUAAGUAUGUAUUAUCUGAUUCUUGUUAUGAUAUUAUGAAAAGUAAUGUUU